AAGUGGUGGAGCGGAGGCGGCGCCUGCGCGCGGCGGCGGGUGUCCGGCGCUGUCGGAGGACGGCUGUGAGAGGAAGGCUGGCGGGCGUGCACAUUUGGCUUCGGGCCGGGAACCUUGUAGAAGUAAGUCUUCUAGGAACCUGGCGGCGCCGGCGGGUGCUGGCGACGUGGCGUCUGGGACAGCCGAGUUUUGCAGAACCCUGCUACCUAUGGACUCUGAAAUGGACUUCAUUUAAAGAAACCCCUGACUCAUUAACGGACAAAACAUGAGUCAAUUUGUGUUGUGGCAUUCAAAUCCUAACACUUCAAGAGAGGUUUUGGACUGCCCUCUUGCAUCAAACCUUGGUUGUCAUAGUCCUCUGAGUGUCGUCUUAGGACCUGGGUCACCCUCAUGGCACAAUGGCCAACCCUCAGGAGCACCUUAGCUGCUCCUUUUCACCACACUUGCCCUUGACCGAGAAUAAAACCUCCAGUGGACAAAAUGAGCUUGCAGCUAUGGGGAACCACCCUUCCCCCAAGCUCCCUGAGGACCUCCAGGAGAAGGCUAUGCAGUCAGAGCUGAUGGAUCUCACAGGCAGCCCCUUCUCUACAGCAGUGUUGACCAGUGUAAGCGAGGAUUCCAGGGGCCAGUUUGAGAACAGUGUUCUUCAGCUAAGGGAACAGGAUGAAUCGGAGAUGACUGUGUCUCCGGGGAACAGCAGCACUGUGGAUGGAGAGAGCACAAACGGAACUGAAGACAUCAAGAUUCAGUUCAGCAGGUCAGGCAGUGGCGGGGGCGGGUUUCUCGAAGGACUGUUUGGAUGCCUCAGGCCCGUGUGGAACAUCAUCGGGAAAGCAUAUUCCACCGAUUACAAGCUGCAGCAGCAAGAUACUUGGGAAGUGCCAUUUGAGGAGAUCUCAGAACUGCAAUGGCUGGGUAGUGGAGCCCAGGGAGCUGUCUUCCUGGGCAAAUUUCGAGCAGAGGAGGUGGCCAUCAAGAAGGUGAGAGAACAAAAUGAGACGGACAUCAAGCAUCUGAGGAAGCUGAAACACCCUAACAUCAUCGCAUUCAAGGGUGUCUGCACUCAGGCUCCAUGCUAUUGCAUCAUCAUGGAGUACUGUGCCCAUGGACAACUUUAUGAGGUCUUGCGAGCCGGCAGGAAGAUCACACCUCGGUUGCUCGUGGACUGGUCCACAGGAAUUGCUAGUGGGAUGAAUUAUCUCCAUCUUCAUAAAAUCAUACAUCGAGACCUCAAGUCACCAAAUGUUUUAGUGACCCACACAGAUGCAGUCAAAAUUUCAGAUUUUGGUACAUCCAAGGAACUCAGUGAUAAAAGCACCAAGAUGUCCUUUGCUGGUACAGUUGCGUGGAUGGCACCUGAGGUGAUCCGGAAUGAGCCUGUCUCUGAGAAGGUUGACAUAUGGUCUUUUGGGGUGGUGCUUUGGGAGCUGCUGACAGGGGAGAUCCCCUACAAGGAUGUGGACUCUUCAGCCAUCAUCUGGGGUGUUGGGAGCAACAGCUUGCAUCUCCCAGUUCCCUCCACUUGCCCAGAUGGAUUCAAAAUCCUUAUGAAACAGACAUGGCAGAGUAAGCCUCGCAACCGGCCUUCCUUUCGGCAAACACUCAUGCAUCUGGACAUUGCGUCUGCGGAUGUGCUUGCCACCCCACAGGAAACUUACUUCAAGUCUCAGGCUGAAUGGAGAGAAGAAGUGAAAAAACACUUUGAGAAAAUCAAAAGCGAAGGGGCCUGUAUACACCGCUUAGAUGAAGAACUGAUUCGCCGGCGCAGGGAGGAACUCAGACAUGCGCUGGACAUUCGAGAGCACUAUGAGAGAAAGCUUGAGCGCGCUAACAAUCUGUACAUGGAACUGAGCGCCAUUAUGCUGCAGCUGGAAAUGCGGGAGAAGGAGCUCCUAAAGCGAGAGCAAGCAGUGGAAAAGAAGUAUCCUGGGACCUACAAACGGCACCCUGUCCGUCCAAUAAUUCACCCAAAUGCCAUGGAGAAACUCAUGAAAAGGAAGGGUGUGCCUCACAAGGCUGGCGUGCAGACCAAGCGGCCAGACCUGUUACGAUCUGAAGGUAUCCCCAGUGCAGAAGUGGUUCCCACUGCAUCCCCUCUCUCUGGAAGUCCCAAAAUGUCCACUUCAAGCAGCAAGAGCCGAUACCGAAGCAAACCACGUCACCGCCGAGGGAAUAGUAAAGGCAGCCAUAGUGACUUUGCAGCAAUCUUGAAAAGCCAGCCAACCCAGGAAAAUUCACCACACCCCACUCACCUGCCUCACACUCAGGCUCCAUGCCCUUCUCUCCAUCAGCAUAACCCCCUCCAGCAGCAAUACCAGCAACCCCCUUCUGCCCUGCCUCAGAGCCGCCGUCCCAGACUCAAUAUGCAUGGGCAGGACAUUGCAACCUGUGCUAAUAACCUGAGGUAUUUUGGCCCAGCAGCAGCCCUGCGGAGUCCACUCAGCAACCAUGCUCAAAGACAGAUGCCUGGCUCCAGCCCUGACCUCAUCUCCACAGCCAUGGCGGCAGAUUGCUGGAGGGGUUCUGAUCUGGAGCAAGCCGGACACUGGGGCUGCUGUCAGACAGAAGCCUAUGAUCCCUGUCUCCAGUGCAGGCCAGAGCAUUCUGGGUCUUUAGAUGUUCCCACCACUGAGCCAAUGGGAAGCAGCCCAGACUGUUCCAGUUCACCAGCACACAAUCCUCUUUCAGGAAAUACCCAAGGCUCCGGGAGAAUGGAGGCAAAUGGAUUCAAUGGCUGUCAGUCUGGUAUUUCUCAUCAAUUCACAUCCCCAAUGCUACCUCAAAAGACACGACCCCUUCAGAAGAGUGGAGAUGACUCCUCGGAAGAAGAAGGGGAAGUGGACAGUGAAGUGGAAUUUCCUCGAAGACAGAGGCCCCACCGUUGUAUUAGCAGCUGCCAGUCAUACUCAACCUUUAGCUCCGAGAACUUCUCUGUGUCUGAUGGAGAGGAAGGAAACACGAGUGACCACUCCAACAGUCCGGAUGAGUCAGCUGACAGACGGGAAGACCGCCUGGCAGAGAAACUAGACGACCUGCUGUCCCAGACACCUGAGGCCCCCAUUGAGAUCUCUUCCCACUCAGACGGGCUCUCUGACAAGGAAUGUGCUGUCCGGCGUGUGAAGACACAGAUGUCCUUGGGCAAGCUGUGCGCACAGGAGCGUGGCUCCGAGAACGCUGUGCAGUUUGGAGACUCGGACUGUGACUCUUCAGAGGGGGAAUGUUCUGAUGCCACUGUUAGGACCAGCAAGAACUACAGCUCUGCCACCUGGUGACAAGCGCUCUCCAUCAGAAGAUCUCGAGACGCUGGCAUCUCGAAUCCUCUCCAGCUCUAAACUCCUCCCUCCUGCAUUUGUCUGGGAGGAGUGGCCCAAUCCCAGAAACAAGCCACACUAACAGGAACACGAGAUUUGUUAAAUCUCUGGGGAAAUACCCAAAUGACACUACGUCUCACUGAGCGUUCAAUCAGGGAUGGCAGGGAUCUCCUGUAUGGGAUCCUCCAGCUACUGUAACAUUGAUAUUUAUUUUUGUUGGACAUUUUAACACUUUGUAUUGUAAAGAGUGAACUAUAUAUGAUACACAGACACAAUAAUUUCUUUACAAAAAAAAAAAAAGGAAAGAAAAGAGAGUCUUUAGAAGCAACACUUAGAAUUUGUGGGGCUAAGAGGUGUCACUGUCACUUGAACACAGGACCAGGUCUUUCGUCCACACUUGAAGAGUUGUAAUGAGACAUAUUGAGCAUUUGAAACACAAGCCAAAGGAAAUGCAGCCACAUUAAGUUCAACUGCUUGUCCAUGUGAGGGACAGAAAUGACCUGGAAGUUGAGUGAUCUCAGCACCAAAGCCUCUAGGGCAUGUGCUUUCCUCUAAGAGGAAUGAGCAAACAGAAGUGUAACUGCAAAUCUGGGAGCCAUUUCAGUUCUUAACCACUAAGCAGAAUCUGGCAGUAAAGGUUACAGUAUCAAGUCUUGCCCUUAGCAAAUGCUUCCUUUCAGAUGCUGCCACUGUCACAACCUUGACCAGUGUGGUCUUUCAGACUUGUGUGCCAUUUCUCUCAAGUAGCUUCCUUUCUGUCCACCUGUUGGCCACUUGUGUCAGGAAGGGGAAGGGGUUGUGAGUGGGAUAAAGGGGUAGGAAAAAAAAAAAAGAGCAUCUAUGACAUUAGGAAAACAGGACUGUAAAACUUCCUUUUCAGGAUGGUUGUUCAAGCUAUACAAGCAAGAUGGCACAGCCCCUCCCUGGACCCAGGUUAUCUAUCUACUGGAAUCAUAUUGAUUCACACAGAAGGCAGCUAGCAUGUGUGUGUCCAGUGUCCAGUCCCAAACCCUCUUUAUUUUUGCUCGUGAUCUUAUUCUAGCUUUGGUGGCUGUCUAUCACUGUGGCAUAAAAGGCAAAGGAAGCAGCUCACAGAAAGGCUAUCCGUCUCACCACAUUUUGUUAAAUGCUGUUUGUAAAAUGCGGGUGUUUUUGUUUGUUUGUUUUUAUUCUGAAUCACCGCAGUUUUGUUUAGUUGGGUUAGGAAAUUUGUAGAACAGCUGAUGCUAAACAGGAAUUAGGAUUACUUUAGUAUCUCAAAAGCACGUGAUUCUUCCUGUAUCCAGAGACCUAGGCUAUGAAAAGUACCCCAAGGUACUUUGUGGAGUGUUGGCUUGAAGCAGCAAGGGGGCUAGAUUAUAGUUAAAGGUGUCAUAUCUAGAAUUCGUAUAUACAUGCAUUUGCCUGAUCCCUGUGUCUCCAAUGCAGGCUUCUGCCAAAUCCACACUGGCUGGAUUCCGACAUCACAUCCUAUAAGGAUGUUAGGUAUUAAGACAUUCCAACCCCAAUGGAAACAGUGCCCCUGGCGGGGGGUCACUGACUGCAUCAGCCAAAAAUGAAAAGCAGGAGGGGAUUUAGAGCCGGUCUUGUGUUUGACUCCUCCUUUGUUUACACUUUAUGUUGAGACAUUGAUUUUAAAGUUUAGUGUCUAUAAUUUAUAGCUCGUAGGAAGGAUGAAGGAACAUGUUUAAUUUAGAGAGCAGUAUUGUUUUGUUAAAUUAUUCCAUUUUAUAUAAACUGUAGCAGGACUACACAGGAGAGUUUAA
Cricetulus griseus (Chinese hamster) is the source of this 5077-nucleotide messenger RNA. The record is from RefSeq and is a predicted model, not a curated record. Lineage: Eukaryota; Metazoa; Chordata; Mammalia; Rodentia; Cricetidae.